This is a messenger RNA of Ostertagia ostertagi, 1125 nucleotides long. The record is from the annotation of a GenBank genome assembly. Lineage: Eukaryota; Metazoa; Nematoda; Chromadorea; Rhabditida; Trichostrongylidae.
AUGGAUGGCCAUACCAAACAGUUGGCGGAACUGGAAGCAGAAAUCGGAGCACAGAUGCAGCGGGCCGAAAGUGACUUCAGAACAGGGCCGUGCUCAACCAAUGCAGAGCAGAUAAAUGCACUUUUUCGAAAGGCUUUUGAAACCAUAACUUCAGAAGAAAAGCAGAAAAUGAACGAGCAGUUCCUCAAACUGCAGUCACAGCUCGACGAUCAAUCUAACGAAAUAGCGCGUAUGAAGGACCAACAAGCACAAGCCGCAGCAUCGGUAUCACAACAAAAGUUCGGAAACAUCGAACCAACUGAUGAUGAAUACUUUGAUCAAAUGACGCGUGAGGUAAAUGAGACGGAAGAGAUGCCUGCCCUUGCAGCAGAAGAGCCUGUCGUAGAAGAAAUGGAAGCUAACGAUUCACAGCAGCAUCGGCAGCAAGGAACUCAAGAGGUUGCAAAUCCACCACGACUGUUCCAGCGCGUAGAAGAACGAGGUGAAGAAGAGAUAUCAUCGGAUAUUUCCAAAUCAGGCGACGAUAGCAGUGAAGGCGAAAUGGAAGAGUUGGAAAGGCGAUGUCAUCUCCUCGAACGAAGAAUGGAUCGUAUUCAUGCAGCAUUCCUACGGUUUCCAUACAGGAAGAAAGAAUACCAAUCACCAGGAAUACCUGAAGAUAAACGGUGCGCGUUCUGCUGGGCUAAAGGAGAACACUUCUCGGAAUCAUGCCCAAACGUAAUACAUGGAGAUGAGAGAACCGAAAUGAUAGACGAAGUGGGUUUGUGCCGAAUGUGCUUAGAGCUGUGUUCAAUGGAAAGGGCUUGUCCAUACACGAAUAAAAAAUGCUUCUACUGUGAGCGAGUAAGAGGAACACCCUUCGAAGAGAUGUCAGACGGUCUCGACAACCAUCAUAGCGCACUUUGUAACAUACCGAAUAGGAAAGAAGAAGCGCGAGAGAUACUCAAUAGAGCACGUCGAGACUUCAAAGAGGCGAAGAUGGAACUCGAACUCAAGCAGAAGAAACGGCAGGAACGUGACGAGCAAGGGCCAAGUAUGCCGAAUAAGCGAAGACGACAUGGGUACCCAAAGGAGGAACAGCCGAAAACUUGGCGCCGGGGGAGUGACGACAAACGUCGUCCCUAA